Molecule: messenger RNA, 1443 nt
Organism: Bactrocera tryoni
Lineage: Eukaryota; Metazoa; Arthropoda; Insecta; Diptera; Tephritidae
Product: farnesyl pyrophosphate synthase-like
Exons: 6
Coding region: 450-1229 (259 amino acids)
Biological process (GO): trans, trans-farnesyl diphosphate biosynthetic process
Cellular component (GO): cytoplasm
Molecular function (GO): (2E,6E)-farnesyl diphosphate synthase activity; dimethylallyltranstransferase activity
Source: RefSeq, a predicted model, not a curated record
UCGCUAUGCAUCAAAUCACUCCGGAACUAAAGUUACUAAACCAUCACCUACUCGGGAGGCGCCACUAAACUACAUCGGAAAUAAAAUAAGCCGAUCACCAGCAUUGGAACAAAAUUUUGGAUUAAUUUCUAGACGAUUGAUGUCAAAAGAUGAAAUACGAGAUUUCGAUGCCGUAUUGCCAGAUGUUGUGCGCGGCCUUGGCUCUAUAGCUGAACGAUACAACAGCAAAGAAGCGGGGCAACGGUUCAGGAAGUGUCUGCAGUAUAAUUUAUCACUUACAAAUUACAAAAAUGGCCUAAUCCCCGUUUUGACAUACAAAAGUGUAGCAAAAGACGAGCAAAUAAAUGCGUAACAUUUAAGAUUGGCAUAUAUGCUUGGCUGGUGUUUUGAAAUUGUAAUGUGUAAAAAUAUUAUAAUAUAGCGAUGCGUUGUAUUUCUAUGUCCAAUAGAUGCUGUGGUUCAUACUCAUGACCGAUGACAUAUUGGACAAAAGCAUAAGACGUCGUGGUCAAUUGUGUUGGCAUAAGUUGGAGGAGGUCGGUCUCUCCGCCAUAAAUGAUGCAAUCCUGAUAGAGAAUGGAAUUUAUGAGCUUCUCAAGAAACAUUUCCGCCACUUAGAUUGCUAUGUUGAUCUUCUCGAAUUGUUUCAUCAAAACACUUUUAAAUGUUUAUGUGGGCAAUCAUUAGAUUUGCUUCUCACUAAAAGGAAUGUGACUACCUUCAAUAUGGAGACGUAUGAUUCGCUAGUGUUGAAUAAGACUUCCUGUCAUUUUUUUUAUUUGCCUGUUUUUGCAGGGCUUCAUUUGGCAGGAGUUAAAGAUAAGCACGUUUUCGAUGAAUCCCAAAGCAUUUUAUUUGACUUGGGUCAUUAUUCGCAAGUUCAAAAUGAUUUUCAUAACUGUUUCGGUGAAUAUGAAUUCACUGGCAAAAUCGGCACAGAUAUUGAAACUAACAAAUGCUCCUGGUUGGCGGUGAAAUGUAUGGAACUGGCAAACCCACAACAAAAGUCUAUUAUGGCAGACUGUUAUGGGCAUAAUGAUCCUCAGAAGAUAGCGCGCGUUAAGCAAGUUUACGAAGAAUUGGAUAUGCUCAAUAUUUAUGCCAAAUAUGAGGAAGAGACAUGCAACCGUAUUCUUAUGAAUAUCCAAAAAACAUCAGAUGCAGUUCCGCGAGGGAUUUUGACAGAAAUUCUUUGUCAAAUUUAUGACAAUGAUUAUGAAAUUAAGUAAAGACGGGUACCACAAAAGAACAAAUAAGCAAAGAAAUUAGCUACUUGGGAACUAAUUUACGGUUUUGUGGUACUAGGUAUUUUCAAUUAUUUUCCGGAAACCAGGUGAACUCUCUCAAAACUUUGUCCUGUUUCCUAAUAUUUAUUUAAAGCGCUUCUAUAAUGAUCGAUGAGGUCAAUAAAGGUAUGGAAACCAAAAAAUUUCCGAUUACAUA